Messenger RNA from Tribolium madens (black flour beetle), 1070 nucleotides. RefSeq names its product E3 ubiquitin-protein ligase RNF113A (gene mdlc). Gene Ontology annotation, cellular component: U2-type spliceosomal complex. Bases 29 to 1021 code for a protein of 330 amino acids. Gene Ontology annotation, molecular function: metal ion binding. The transcript is spliced from 4 exons. Lineage: Eukaryota; Metazoa; Arthropoda; Insecta; Coleoptera; Tenebrionidae. Gene Ontology annotation, biological process: snoRNA splicing. The record is from RefSeq and is a predicted model, not a curated record.
ACAACUGUCAAACGUCACACUUGUCAUCAUGGAAAAAAUGGAUGAUCCGCGUGACGUUAAAACGGGAGUUGAUGAAAGUUGCACUUUUAUAUUUAAAAAGCGGAAUAUAAAAAAUAAAGGGGCACGAAAACGUCAGAAAUCCAGUUCGGAAGAAGAAAAAUCCAACAGUGAAGACGAAUCGACCGUAAAACGUGCAAAUCGGCGUCGAAAAAAGGCAAACCCCAACUUCCAAACCACUAGCAAAGCUAAACAAAAGGAAAAUGAACAACAAAAUUAUUCAAGCAGUGAGGAUGAAAUUAUGGUCAGUUACAAAUCCAAACGAUCCGCUAUGUCCGAAGGACCAACUGAUCAAGGGGCCACGGCAAUUCUUGAAAUUGAAACUGAGCGCGAUAGAGACGCUCAGGCCAUUUUCGAAAAACGGCUUGAAAUUAACAAAAAUCUUGAGGGCAAAGAGGACGAUAAAGUCUACAGAGGCAUCAACAACUACGCGCAGUACUACAAACCCAAAGACACUGCAGCAGGAAAUGCCAGCUCGGGAAUGGUCAGAAAAGGCCCAAUCAGAGCCCCCGCAAACUUGCGUGCCACUGUGAGAUGGGAUUACCAACCCGACAUUUGCAAGGACUACAAAGAAACAGGUUUUUGCGGUUUUGGGGACAGUUGUAAAUUUCUGCACGACAGAAGUGACUACAAACACGGCUGGCAACUCGAAAGAGAAUGGGCGGAAGGCAAAUAUGGGCAAGAAAGCGACGAAGAUAAACAAUACGAAAUUGACUCAGACGAAGAGGAUUUGCCGUUUAAAUGUGUCGUUUGCAGGAAUAGUUUCACCGAUCCCAUUGUCACAAAGUGCAAGCACUACUUUUGUGAGAAGUGUGCCCUAGAGAGGUACAAAAAGACGACAAGGUGUUUCGUCUGCAACACCCAAACCAGUGGCGUCUUUAAUCCCGCCCGCAAACUCAUAGCACGACUCAACCGUGAGGAUAAUCCCAAGAAAAAAGAUGAUUCAAGUUCAGAUUCUGAUUAACUUAUUUUUGUAAAUUAUAUAAUCACAUUUAAUAAAAAUAUAAAAAGUU